This is a messenger RNA of Didymodactylos carnosus, 474 nucleotides long. The record is from the annotation of a GenBank genome assembly. NCBI's taxonomy places the organism in Eukaryota, Metazoa, Rotifera, Eurotatoria, Philodinida, Philodinidae.
AUGCCAUCCGCAGUAACAACUACAACUCAAUCCGUCACCUUUUCCUCUGCUAUCGUUAACAAACAUGAACAAGAACAAAAUCAGCAGUCACAAUCGGAACUACAGAGAGUAGAAGAAACCCAAAGAGUCAUUAGUACCAUUCCAAAUUUUGAUGGAACUGGCGCGGGAGUUAAGCAAUAUUAUACAGAAGUAAUAACAUUGUGUCGGGAAGCCGAUCCCAAAAUAUCUCAGCAAAUCAAAUUGCAGCAUUUACUGAACAAUUUAAAACCAUGCAUUAAAUUAAAAGUUAUUGACAAAAAUCCGAAAACAGUUGCGGAGUUUCUUGAGUAUUCGAAAACUGAAGAUUUGAAUACAUUAAUUAGUCGCGAUCAAAAUUUGAGUAAUUUUGUAUCAGAUAAUUUAACUGCAGUAGCUCAUAAUGUUUCUUCUCCUACAAUUGGUUCUCAGACGUACGUAGCACCUCCACGUACGUAG